This is a messenger RNA of Trichoderma harzianum CBS 226.95, 1215 nucleotides long. RefSeq lists its product as hypothetical. Gene Ontology annotation, cellular component: division septum. Gene Ontology annotation, biological process: division septum assembly. The record is from RefSeq and is a predicted model, not a curated record. The coding region runs from base 1 to 1215 and encodes 404 amino acids. The transcript is spliced from 3 exons. Lineage: Eukaryota; Fungi; Ascomycota; Sordariomycetes; Hypocreales; Hypocreaceae.
AUGGCGACCACGCCAGCCAGUGUCCGGGUCUCGGGCCCUCCAAACAGGAGCUUUCUCGUGGGAUAUCCGGGCAUCUCCGCGACUCUGCCACGGAUCGAGGGCAAGGUUGAGAUUCGACCGGGCCAUGGCUACUCCAUGCCCGUGCCGGUGUCUUUAGUACGGAUAAGCCUGCAGAAGCGCGAAACCAUCCACCCCGACGCCGAUAGCCUCACCAAGCGACAUCUCGGCGCCCCCCGAAAAGAGACGACAGAUGUCGUCGGCAAGGAGGUGCUGCUAUUUAGAUGCUCAUCGGGCAAGGACGCCGAGAACGUCAUCUCCAUGGACCUACCCUUUGUCAUCUUCAUCCCCUUCGGCAGGGGCGGAGAAGAGACCAACCGAAGAAUACCGCCGGCGUCCCUGCAGCUCCCUAGUAGGAUCGCUGAGACGUACUACGAGCUCGUGGUGACAGUCCAGCAAGGCCACAGCAACCAAUACAGAUACAGCUUUCCGCUCCCUCUCCUCCGAUACGACACUCUGUCCACCUUUGGCAUGUACAACAAGCCUGAAACGAAGAUGAUUGCGAGCGACAACCUCGUCAACCUCGGCAUCAACCUACCGCGCUGGAGCUACGGCCCCAACGAUCCCAUUACCGUAUACAUCAAGAUAUCUCCCAACCCCGACUGGUGGAAAAAGGCCCAGAAGGUCACCAUAGACAAGAUCACGCUGGGCAUAGAGGAGGAAAUAACGUUCAACCCGGAGGGCGACGAACCGACCAAAAAGGUCAACAAGCUAGCGAAGCAAGUCCAGGUUGUCAAGACAAAGUUACCGGAGGCUGGAUACGCAACCAAUAUUGGCCUGGUUUUCCCCUCGAAAGAUCUGAGAGACCCCGACGGCAUCAUCAGGAGGGGCAAACCGGCCUUUCCCCAGUACGAAGUUGUCUCAUUUACCACCUCAUCAACCCUUUACAAGAUUGAGUUUUAUCUCAACAUCAAGGUACAACUGAGUGGUGCCAGAGACCUCCAAAUACGACAACCCAUCGUGAUAUGCCCGCUGGAUCAGCAAGGCUGCAAGGAGGAAAUGGACGCCAUCGAAAUCGCCGCCAGAGAGGCCUCGCAUGUCGACCCGAACAACCCCAUGCUUCCCGCCCACUCAAUCGUCCUAGCCAACGAUCGAGAUUCGUUACGAGCUUUGGGCCUGUGUAUGGUUGGUGGCCAGAAGAAGCCAUUUAUCGAGUGA